Messenger RNA from Dioscorea cayenensis subsp. rotundata (Guinea yam), 1153 nucleotides. RefSeq names its product cationic peroxidase 1-like. The record is from RefSeq and is a predicted model, not a curated record. The coding region runs from base 71 to 1051 and encodes 326 amino acids. The transcript is spliced from 3 exons. Lineage: Eukaryota; Viridiplantae; Streptophyta; Magnoliopsida; Dioscoreales; Dioscoreaceae. Gene Ontology annotation, molecular function: peroxidase activity; heme binding. Gene Ontology annotation, biological process: response to oxidative stress; hydrogen peroxide catabolic process.
UAUACCUUUCAAUUUCUUGAUAUACACCUUAUACUACAUCAACAACUCUUAUCACAGUUCCCUUAGCCACAUGACAACAAUGCCUACUCAUAAUUACAAUUUCCUCUACCUUGGUCUCAUCAUUAGCUUAAUCACAAUCACCUCGCCGGCAUCGGCGCAGCUCUCCGUUUCCUUUUAUGACACCACUUGUCCUUCUGUUUUUAACACAGUGAGAUUUGUUGUUCGUUCGGCAAUUAACCGAGAAGCUCGCAUGGGAGCAUCGCUCAUUCGUCUUUUCUUUCAUGAUUGUUUUGUUAAUGGUUGUGAUGGAGGGAUAUUAUUGGAUGACACUGGUUCAUUUGUGGGAGAGAAGACCGCAGGGCCUAAUGCAAAUUCAGUGAGAGGGUUUGAUGUCAUUGAUAGGAUAAAAGCUCAAGUUGAUAAGGCUUGUGGAAGCCCUGUGGUUUCUUGUGCUGAUAUUGUUGCUAUUGCUGCACGUGAUUCUGUUGUUGCUUUGGGAGGACCAUCCUACUCAGUUCCAGUGGGAAGAAGAGACGCAACAACAGCAAGCAAAUCCACAGCAAACACUGACUUACCAUCUCCAUUCGAAGAUCUCAGUUCCAUCGCACAAAAAUUCACCAACAAAGGCUUCACUUUCCGCGACAUGGUCGCAUUAUCCGGAGCUCACACGGUCGGGUUCGCCCAAUGCCGCACAUUCCGCACCCGACUAUACAACGAGUCCAACAUUGAACCCAACUUAGCCACAUCCUUAAAGACGAAAUGCGCCUCAACAGCCGGUUCAACGGACUCAAACCUUGCACCACUUGACUCACAAAGUCCGAAUAGAUUUGGGAACAAUUAUUAUCAAGGUUUGAUUAACAACAAAGGACUGUUGCAUUCGGAUCAAGUGUUGUUUAAUGGUGGUCAAGCUGACUCAAUUGUGAAAAUUUAUAGUGAUGAUGCUGAUACUUUUAAUACUGAUUUUGCUAGUGCAAUGGUGAAGAUGGGGAACUUGAGUCCUCUCACUGGGACUGCUGGACAAGUUAGGGUUGAUUGUAAGAAGGUUAAUUAAUAAUUAGAGGAGUUGUUUGUGGAAUUAGGUGAUGUAAUUGAAGGUGGUUAGGGUUUGCACUUGCUUCAAAAAUGAAGGAGAAAAAUGGGUGAAUUUUAAAUA